This is a messenger RNA of Musa acuminata subsp. malaccensis (wild Malaysian banana), 1098 nucleotides long. RefSeq lists its product as uncharacterized. Lineage: Eukaryota; Viridiplantae; Streptophyta; Magnoliopsida; Zingiberales; Musaceae. Gene Ontology annotation, biological process: endoplasmic reticulum to Golgi vesicle-mediated transport; intracellular protein transport. The record is from RefSeq and is a predicted model, not a curated record. Gene Ontology annotation, cellular component: endoplasmic reticulum; endoplasmic reticulum membrane.
AUAACGGGACGCGUAGAGACGCCGCGAAGUUGGUUGCCCGAAGAACAAAUUAGGGGAAGAAAUUGACGGUCCAAAAAUUCCACUUCCCGUUACGCCCAGCGAAUCCGAUCGCCGAUCAUUCGUUCUCUGCCCUCCGUUUUCGCACUCGUAUACAUUAUCCUUCGAUCGAGGCCUCGAAGCCAUCGAAUCAAUCCUCUACAGGCUUUGAUCGGCAUCGUCGCCUUCUCUUUUUCGUGAUCGGGGGAGGAGCAAGAUGAUCCAGUUGCUGUUCGCAGUGCUGUCGGCGGAGGUUGCGGUGGCAGUGACGCUGCUGUUCAAGACCCCUCUUCGCAAGCUCGUUGUUGUCGGCCUCGACCGCCUCAAGCGCGGCCGCGGCCCCGUCAUGGUGAAGACCGUCGCCGGCACCGUCCUCGUCGUCCUCGCCUCCAGUCUUUACAGCAUCGCCAAGAUCAGCAGCGGCUCGGCCGAACUCGGUGCCCUCACGCCCACCGAUCAGGUCCUCAUGAGCCGCCACCUACUCGAAGCUUCCCUCAUGGGUUAUUCCCUUUUCCUUGCACUAAUAAUUGACCGUCUUCACCAUUACGUCAGAGAAUUGCGUGGGCUAAGAAAGAGCAUGGAGGCUGUUCUAAAGCAAAACAGGGUUUUGGAAGAAGCAAAAACUGGGGGUUCAAGUGAGGUAAAAGCACUGGACGGAAUGAUUGCAAGUCUAAAUGAACAAAUAAAACAGUUAAAAUCAGAGUCAGAAGACAGACUGCAGGAAGCAAAAGCUGCAGAAGCAAGGGCGGCAGCUCUGAAAAAGCAAUCUGAAGAUUUGCUUCUUGAAUAUGACCGUCUUUUGGAGGACAACCAGAACCUUCGGAACCAGUUGAAUUCGAUUGACAACCGAUUGUCAUUCUCUGAUGCUAAGAAAAUUGCAUGAGACCACCGAAGAAUGUAAGUGUUCCAGGGGACAACUAUAUCGCUCUUAGAACAGUUUUAAUUCUCGUGAUACUUAUCCCUUGAUGAGCUAUUUUGGUAUUUGUACUUCUUGUUGCUCUAUCAUAUCUGUGGAGUUUAUUGUGAUUAAUGGCACUGUCAUUUGUGGUUUUAUGCCUUCAA